AUGCAAUAUUGCACAUUAUUAACAUCCCUAAAUAACUCUGUCUUCAGAUUUUGCACAAAACUCCAGUCUGUCACUCUUCCACCUAAUAUUGUUGAAAUAAAAAGUGGAUGUUUCAAUGCAGCUUCUUUAUCUUCUGUUUCCAUUCCAGAUUCAUUAGAAACUAUUGGCGAAUGGACAUCAAAAGAUGGAGGUGUUUUUGCAGGAAGUAUUUCCUCAAUCACGAUCAAUCCGACAUCAAAACUAAAUAAGAUAGGAAGUGGUGCCUUCUCUAAUUCAAAAUUAAGUUCAAUUUACAUUCCAAAAUUAGUUACCAUUUUAAUUCCUUCAUGUUUUGAAAAAGUUCCGUUAGAGACAAUAAUAAUUGAUCCUGCAAAUAAAUUCUUCAAAGCUGAUAAAAUGUCUAUUUUUGGCGGAAAUAAUAAUAAUACUUUAUUAUUCGUUUCUGUUCGUUAUACAGGAGCAUAUACUGUUCCUAGUUACGUAACAAAUAUCGCCUCUCAAGCCCUCAAAUAUAAUAACAUGGAAAGCAUUAGUAUCCAUAGUGAAGUCUCUAUAAUUGGUGAAUGGGGUUUUGCAGGAUCGAAUUUAGUAGAAAUUGUGUUGCCAGAAAAAAUACAUAUAAUUUCUCCAUAUCUUUUUGAAUUGUGCCAAAAUUUGAGAAGUGUGAAGUUUUCAAGUGCAUUAACAAAUAUCGAAACAAGUGCUUUUUAUGGAUGCAGUUCACUAACAAGCAUCGUGUUCCCACAAACAUUAGUCGGUAUCGGUGAGUCUGCGUUCUAUGGAUGCACAAGUCUCGUCAUCAAUUCAAGUCAGAAUUCUAAUUUCAAGUAUGAGAACCAGAUGCUUCUCACUGACCAGAAGACGACGAUCUCCGAAUUCUUUGGUGAUAACUCUAACCUCGAAAUCACAGCACCUCUCGGAACUACGACAAUUGGUUCACGAACAUUCAUGAACAAACAUCUGAAAACUAUCAAAUUCCAAGGCAACACGCUUACUCGUGUUGGUGAUUUGUGUUUUACAUCUUCAACUAUCCAGAGUAUUUCAUUUCCCGAUAGUUUGAGCAUCUUAGGAACCAACUGCUUUGAAGGGUGCCAAUUUCUGACAAGUGUUUCUUUCUCUAACGCAUGUCCUAUCACAGAGAUUCCAGAAAGGUGUUUUUACAGCUGCAAGAAUCUUCAGAUCUUGACAUUACCAACGUCUAUUACUACAUUGAAGUCAUAUGCAUUUUUCAACUGCAUCAGCAUCAGCGACAUCGGUCUUAGCAACACACACGUUUCUGUAAUCGAAAAUUACUGUUUCAUGAAUUCAGGAAUCAGAUCUCUGUCUUCAUCCUCUAAGAUAUCAUUAGGCUAUGGCAGUUUCACUAACAGCAAUAUU
Molecule: messenger RNA, 1377 nt
Organism: Trichomonas vaginalis G3
Lineage: Eukaryota; Parabasalia; Trichomonadida; Trichomonadidae
Exons: 1
Source: RefSeq, a predicted model, not a curated record